AUGGCAGUAGACUACGACAACGUAGGCAGUCAAGUGGUCAAGCCCAACCACCUGGCUCACGUUGUCCUGCGCACGAACAACCUCAAGCCCAUGGUGGAUUUCUACAAAACAUUUCUCGGGGCCCAUGCAUCAUUCGAGAACGAUAUGAUUUCGUUUCUGACGUACGACCACGAGCACCAUCGUGUCGCCAUCGCACAAAUUCCAGGAACAGACCCCCCGAACCAUCAGACGUGCGGUCUCGAGCACAUCGCCUUCGCGUACGACAAGAUGGAAGACCUGGUCCUGUCCUACCGCCAGCGCAAGGCCAACGGGAUCCUGCCGGUGUGGUGCGUCAACCACGGCCCAACCACUUCCAUCUACUACGCGGACCCGGAUGGGAACCAGGUCGAGACACAGGUCGACAACUUCGACACCAACGAGCAGGUCGAGAAGUUCUUGGCUUCUCCCGAGUUUGCGCAGAACCCUAUGGGAACGGACUUCGACCCGGAAGAUCUGGUCAAGAGGCUGCAGUCAGGCGAGGACAUGGCUUCCAUCAAGAAAAGAAUCGAGAUUGGUCAACGAUUCAUGCG
Exophiala aquamarina CBS 119918 is the source of this 569-nucleotide messenger RNA. RefSeq lists its product as uncharacterized. The annotation marks the transcript as partial. Lineage: Eukaryota; Fungi; Ascomycota; Eurotiomycetes; Chaetothyriales; Herpotrichiellaceae. The record is from RefSeq and is a predicted model, not a curated record. The transcript has a single exon.